Molecule: messenger RNA, 5893 nt
Organism: Onychostoma macrolepis
Lineage: Eukaryota; Metazoa; Chordata; Actinopteri; Cypriniformes; Cyprinidae
Product: interferon-induced very large GTPase 1-like
Exons: 2
Coding region: 1-5064 (1687 amino acids)
Molecular function (GO): GTP binding
Source: RefSeq, a predicted model, not a curated record
AUGGUACAGAAAAGGCCAUGGCUGCGUCUGUACGCCUUCCCCACAAUUGCUCUGCUCACAGGAGUUCUGGAUAGAGUCCGCCGGGAUGGGGUCAGUCUACUGCUUGUAGCCCCUUUCUGGCCGGCCCAAGUAUGGUUCUCAGACAUUGUGUCCCUUCUCGACGGCUCUCCGUGGGAGACUGACUCAAGCAGAUGGCGCGAUUGUACAUCCUCGCCCAGGACUAUGGAAGAUAUAGGUGUGGCCUCUGAGGGGGCACAUCUCAUGGACUGCAGUCUCUCGAGUGAGGUUAAGACCAUUCUCCAUUCCAGAGCUCUUUCCAUGAGGAAACUGUACUCCCUGAAGUGGAAGCUUUUCACUUCAUGGUGUGGAGAGCGACAGGUGGACCCAGUCAACUGCCCACUUCAUCUUCAUGACAAAUAUCAUCAGAAACUCAAAGCUGCAGACUUUCUUCAGCUAACUGCUCAAUCAGGUGUAAUUCAGUCCCAUAACACGUGUGCAGAGCAUGACUUAGUUCACAUGUUUCUACAAAGACUACUGAUGAUGGACUAUAGAACAAGACAUAUGACCAUUGAAGAGAGCAAUGAGCAAUGUUAUACACAAAGCAUCAGUGAUUUGGGAAGAAAUGAGAUAGAUCUUUUUGAUGAUCUCUUUAGUGAACUACAUUUGUCUAAUGAAGAAAGAUGCAAAUCAGGCAAAAUCCACCCAAUGGAUGUUCAGAUGGCUGUGUUUCAUUGUGCUGAUAGUUUCCUGAAGCAGCUGAUGGUAACUAAACUCUCACAAUGUCAGUAUGCUCUGCCCCUGCUUGUUCCUGAUCCAUUCACACAACAGCUUGAGUUUCCUCUCUGGACUUUUAGACAAAUCAACAAAAACUGGAAUAUAAAAAAUAACAAUGAAAUUAUCACUAAAACCCAGCCAGUCUGCAAGGCAGCAACUCCAAUGGUGGCUUUCUUCAGAUUUGGUCUGGUGUCCUCAUCAAAGUCUGAGCUGAUGAACAAACUGAUCAAUGAGAAACACAACACAUUCUUUCACAGGAACUGCAAAGGCAGCAGCACAACUAGAGUACUGAUGGACGGAGUGGUGGAGAUUGCCUGGUACUGUCCCUCCGGGAAAGACACUGAUACAUUUACUGACUGUGUUGCAUUCUGCAAUCUGCACGGUGAUGCAGGAGACCAUGACAAACAACUGAAUAUCUUGGCUGAAAUGGCUUCUGUGAAUGUUGUUCUUUUGCCACAGCUUGACAGAUAUGACAAAAAUGCAAUGAAAAUCCAAAUGAUCUGCCAGGUCACAACUCCACUUAUCUUCCUUCUUACUGAGAAUAAUGUCACACUCUCACACAUACAAAAUGGAAAAAUGAAAAUUGGCUUGAAAGACAGAAAUCAGUCAGAAGUAAUGGAGGAACUUGUAAGAGCUAUAAAUGAUGGCCUUUCACUUUCAUCUACUAGAUCAUGUAGUGUUUUCAGACUUGAAGAUGUGGCCAGAUUGUCAGAGAUUAGAGUAGAUGAGCAUGAUCAUGAUGACUGCAGAACAGGAAAAGAAAAAGCACAGCAGAUGAUGAGCUUACUGGAGAAGACAGAUCUAACGCAAAGCAAAGAAUUACUUUUGCCCUGUCAGGGAAAACUGUGGCAUCAGUGGUGUCAGAAGAACAAAGAGCUGCAUCGACCUCAAAGAAAUGAAACUGAAAUGGACAUAAGUGUCAAAAACGCAGACCUAAAGAAAAUCCGUAAACAGCAACAUGCAUCAGAUACCAGUGAGUUCAUGACGUUGUUUCUGAAAGAAAUGAACACACUUAAUGCAGAUGAAAAGGUGUUUUUUCUUAAAUGGCUUGGAAUUCUCCUAGAUCAACGCACCUCAGAAGUUCUUUCUGCUCUGCAUUCCAAGUACAAUAUAAAGUGUUCAGAGGUCUUAAAACUAAAGAAGAACAAUGUUAAACCUGAACAGCUGGCAGCUGAGCAAACAGAACUAAAGAAAAUAUCUGAAGAUUUACAUUCUGCAAACUUUGGCUUGGUGCACAUCCUACGAGAGAUUGGUCAAAUCUAUGAAUCAUGUUCAUCUGUAAAGAAGAACAUGCAUGGCCUGCAGUGUCACUUUUCUUCUCUCCCAAGUCUCGCAGCAGAGAUAAUGAUCUCUGGAUUUCCACUGGAACUGAUGGAUGGAGAUGCUUCUCAUGUAUCUCUGAUAUGGGUUACUGCUGUUUUUGAUGAACUUGUCAAGAAACUGGGAAACUUGAGUGUCUUUGUGCUGUCAGUUUUGGGAAUCCAGAGCACUGGGAAGUCCACGUUGCUGAAUACCAUGUUUGGACUCCAAUUUGCAGUCAGUGCUGGCAGGUGCACCAGAGGAGCUUUCAUGCAGCUGGUCAAAGUCUCAGAUGAGAUGAAAACACAGCUUAAGUUUGACUAUAUUCUGGUUGUUGAUACUGAGGGUCUUUGUUCACUAGAAUUGUCUGGAAUGGAAACGACACAUCAUGACAAUGAACUGGCCACAUUUGUUGUUGGUGUAGGAAAUGUGACACUGAUCAAUAUCUUUGGAGAAAACCCGGCUGGGUUGCAAAAAAUUCUUCAGAUUGUUGUUCAGGCCUUCCUGAGAAUGAAGAAUGUCAAACUGAAUCCCAGCUGUAUAUUUGUGCAUCAAAAUGUUGACAUAAUGGCAAAAGAAAAAAUCAUUCAGGAAAGGAUGAAUCUGCUAGAGGAACUGGAUGAGAUGACAGAACUUGCUGCAAAAGAUGAUGUCUGUGAUGUUCAGUGCUUCAAUGAAGUAAUUAAAUUUGAUGCUCUGAAUGAUGUGAAGUAUUUUUCAGAGCUCUGGGAAGGGAACCCACCUAUGGCACCUCCAAACCCAAACUACAGUGAAAAUGUUAAAGAUCUAAAGGACACAAUUAUUUCUCAAGCCUCAAAAUCUGAUAGCAUGAGGUUGACACACCUUAAAUAUCGUAUUGAAGCACUUUGGGAGGCAUUACUUAAUGAAAACUUUGUAUUCAGCUUCAGAGAUUGUUUAGCGAUAGCUGUUUACAGAAGACUUGAAACAGAAUACAGUAAGUGGACCUGGAGUCUUCGAUUUGCCAUGCUAGAGAUUGAAAACAAACUACUUAACAAAAUAGAAAAUGGAACAAUUCAUGAAGUUCUAGAACAUAAUCUCCAAGCAGAACUAAGGCAGAUAAGUGAAGAAGUGAAUAAAUCAAUGUCAGAAUAUUUUGAGAAAGACAAUGAUGCUUGUAUUCUGAUUCAGUGGAGAACGUCUUUUAAGAUAAAAAUCAAAGAUGUUCAGGAAAACAUUGUGAGAGAAACAAAGAAAAAGUUGCAUGAGGUUCUUCAACAACAACACCUGAAGAAAAGGAUUGAUGCUCAGAGGACACAUCAUGAAAAUACUCUUUUUGAAAAAAGCAAACAUUCCGCCUUAAAGUUCAAAGACAGUGCAAACAAUGAAGAAACUCUGAAAAAGGAAUUUAAUUUCUUCUGGCAUCAGCAGUUGGCUGAUAUUAAGAGAGAAAUGCCUCCAAUCAAAACUAUCGAUGUUUUCAGAGACAUGAAGCAUAUCCUCAGUGACAUACAUGAAAGUGUUCCUCUAGACCGCAUCAAGGGCAGUGAAUGCAUUGAUCUUGCCUCAGUGUCAGGAUAUGCAGAUUAUGUUGUUUUCAAAAGGUCCAAAAAAAUAUUUUCUAGUCAGUCACUGGAUAAAGAGAACGAAGACAAAAUUAGAGCAUUAGUAGCAGGCAUUGCACAGGAGACAGAUGAGAUGAUUAAGUCAAAACCCAUAUCAAAAAUGGGUUACAACAUUGUCUAUGUCCAACAACUCACAGAUUUCAUAAAGAAGAAAGUAAAAGAACAUGAGGAAGGGCCAGUAACAUAUGUUUUUAAGAAGGAAUUCACCAUGGACCUCACAUUUCACAUUUUCAAGAGAGCAAACAGGACAUUUACUGAUCUCCACAGAAUAUUCAGGGAAGCCAAUGAUCCUGUUCUUUAUUUUGAAAAAAAGAAAGAAGAGUACUACAAUAUUUUCCAGAAAUAUUGUCAAGGAGCAACAUCAUCUGCCAUUUUUGGACAGUUCAUCUGUAAUAAACUAAAAGAGCCCAUUCAACAGAGUGUCUACAAAAAGACUGCCAGAGACCUGGCAAAUGAAAUGAGAUCAAACUGUGAAUCAUUGAAUGGGAACCGAUCUAAACUAGAGAAACACAUCCUGAAGGUACUGGCAGAAAAGGAGAAUUUUGACAUGUAUGUGACAUACAUUCAUAAUCCCAGAGAGCUCUUUAAGACUUUCAUCAGAGAUGAAGUCAGUAAGUACAUCAGUGAAAAGUUCAAUGUUAGUGUUCUGCAAAAGAUAAAAGAGGGCAUUAAACUGCACCAGCAGAAGAUCAUAGAAGCAGCACAUGAAGCAUCUAAACUGGUUAAAGUAAAGAACGAUGUUGAUUCAUGGUUAAAUCAUUUUACAAACCAGCUGUCAGAUGUGCUGAUGCUCUCUGAAAAGAUCUUCACCGGAGUGAGUCAUAAUGAUGUUGACAUCAAUCUCUUAGUAGAUGUGAUCCGAAGAGAACUCCCUUCUGUAAAAUUUGACUCAAGCAGAACAUUUAGGUUAGUUAAUUUUCUAGGUAAGCUAGACUAUAAGGACAGGCCAGAUGAGAUUCUGAUUGAUCACCUUUGUCAGUGCUGUUGGGUUACGUGCCCUUUCUGUAAAGCCAUCUGCACAAACACCAUAGAAAAUCAUGGAGGAGAUCACAGCGUUCCGUUCCAUCGUAACGUAGGGCUGAAUGGAUGGUAUUUCAGUGGAACAACUAACUUGAGCGUUGACAUCUGCACAUCAGAAGUAGCAAGCGAUCACACAUUUUCCCGAAAUGCUUCAGAUACCAUAGCAAUACCAUGGAGAGAAUACAGAAAAGGAGGUCCCAAAUAUGCUAACUGGAGCAUUACACCUGACCAUUCUGAGCUGCCAUACUGGAAGUGGGUUGUCUGCAGAUUCCAAAAAGAUCUGGAAAAUAAGUACAAUAAAAGAUUUCUGGAGUCUGGGAAGAUUCCAGAUGAAUGGAGGAAUUACACAAAACAGGAAGCUAUUCAGAGUUUGAGCUGCCUUAUUUAAAACCAUAGUGCAAUUUAGGAUUUGUGUUUUCUAAAUGGUAUCUCAAAAAGACAAAAUUAUACGGUCUAUGUAGGUCUUUGCAUGACAAAAAUUAAAGCUAAUAUUGACCUAAGCAGUAACAUAAUUCCAAAGGAAAGUUCCAAUAACCAAACACUGGAUGAAGAAUAGCUUAGUGUAACUCAAGUGUCUGGACUGCUUUUCAGAGAAAAUUCAAAAUAUGCAACUUAUUACAACAUAGAGUUACGUAUGUACACAUGAUUAGGGCAAUAGCAGCUUAUUUUAUAAGCAUGGAAAAACAACACAACAAAAAACAUAAUUUAAUUUAGCAGUAAUGCAUUUCAGAGUGUGUUGUCUAAUUCACUACUUUUUAGAAAUGGUACUUUUAAUUAUGUUUAUAUUUUACCUCUAAAAUAAAUAAUGACACCAUGUACAUAUCUUCCUUCAUUUGUGCUGCAUAUUAAUAAUGCAUUGAUUAAAUAUUUGUCUGAAGUCAUUGCAUAAAUGCAUAUAUUUAGAAUUGCAAUUCUCAGCUUUGUCUUUUUACACAGACUGUCAAUAUUAUCUUUCCACGAUACCUUAUUGUCUAAUGUUACACCUAAAUACUUAUACUUUUCUACCUGUCUAAAAUUUUCAUUAUGUAUAACUACAGGCCUUGUAUGUGCAUCAGAUGUUGACCUAAAUACAGUUUCCUCUGUUUUUUUUUAUAUUAAUGAAAGUAGAGAAAUAAGAUGAUCAAGCUGCAUUAAGAGUGUUCCUGUACGGAUUAAUGUGUUCAGUAUAUGCCAAGGAGUGAAUAAUAAGGCCAGUUUUCUUAUAAAGCCUUUCUAGC